Callorhinchus milii (elephant shark) is the source of this 4864-nucleotide messenger RNA. It is a transcript of the gene appl1, whose product is annotated as adaptor protein, phosphotyrosine interaction, PH domain and leucine zipper containing 1. Gene Ontology annotation, cellular component: cytoplasm; endosome membrane. The record is from RefSeq and is a predicted model, not a curated record. Gene Ontology annotation, biological process: signaling. NCBI's taxonomy places the organism in Eukaryota, Metazoa, Chordata, Chondrichthyes, Chimaeriformes, Callorhinchidae. The transcript is spliced from 22 exons. The coding region runs from base 140 to 2263 and encodes 707 amino acids. Gene Ontology annotation, molecular function: protein binding.
UGGGGGGAGGCGGGACCUGCAGCGCGAGACCAACUGUCACCAGGGUCAACCCCCCCACAGUGACCCCCCACCGUGACCCCCACACACACACCCACACACACACCCACACACGCAGUGUCAGACCGACAGAGACACAGCGAUGCCCGGAAUCGACAGACUCCCCGUGGAGGAGGCCCUGGAGGACAGUCCACAGACACGCUCACUGCUGGGAGUGUUUGAGGAAGAUGCUGCCGCCAUCUCAAAUUAUACCAACCAGCUGUACAAGGCCAUGAAAAGAAUUUAUGAUGCUCAGAAUGAAUUAAGUGCAGCAACACACUUGACCUCCAAACUGCUAAAGGAGUACGAGAAACAGUGCUUUCCUUUGGGUGGUGAUGAUGAGGUCAUGACCUCCACACUGCAGCAGUUUUCUCAAGUGAUAGAUGAAUUGAGUUCCUGCCAUGCAGUCCUUUCAACGCAAUUAGCUGAUGCCAUGAUGUUCCCCAUCAGACAAUUCAAGGAGAAGGAUAUAAAAGAAAUGCUAACUCUAAAGGAAGUCUUUGCUAUAGCAAGUAAUGACCAUGACAUAGCUAUCAACAAAUACAGUAGACUUUCCAAACGCAGAGAAAAUGAAAAGAUAAAACUAGAGGCGUCAGAGGACCUGUAUACCUCUAGGAAAAAGCAGCACCAAACCAUGAUGCACUAUUUUUGUGCAUUGAAUACAUUACAAUAUAAGAAAAAGAUGACGCUGCUCGAACCUCUCCUAGGAUAUAUGCAAGCACAGAUAAGUUUCUUCAAGAUGGGCACUGAAAAUAUGACUGCACAGUUAGAGGAGUUUCUUUCAAAUAUUGGCACCAGUGUCCAGGGUGUCCGAAGGGAAAUGGAGUCUGAAGUGGACAGCAUGCAGCAGACGAUUGAGGACUUGGAAAUUGCCAGCGAUGCUUUAUAUCUGCCCGACUCAGGCCCUCAAACAGUCAGUGUUAAUAGGAACCUGACUCGAAAGACUGGUUAUCUUAAUACAAGGAAUAAAACGAGUUUGGUGUCGUCGACCUGGGAGAGACAUUACUACUUUACUCAGGGAGGGAACCUGAUGAGACAGGCCCGAGGGGAGGUCGCAGGAGGACUGGUCAUGGACCUGGAUAACAACACGGUUAUGGCUGUGGAUUGUGAGGAUCGAAGAUACUGUUUUCAAAUCACCGCCUUUGAUGGGAAAAAGACUGCUAUCUUACAAGCAGAAAGUAAACAAGACUGUGAGGAGUGGAUCACAACAAUCAAUAACAUCUCCAGGCGGAUCUACUUGAGUGAGAAUCCGGAAGAAUUGGCUGCUCGAGUAAACCAGUCUGCUUUGGAGGCCGUCACACCUUCCCCUUCAUUUCAGCAGAGACACGAAAGUCUGAAGCCCAUACCCCAAAGCAGACAUCGCACUUCCCGAUCAAACAGCUCGAACUCCCUGGGGUCAGAAUCGGCUGUCCUCUCUUCAGUGUCUCUGGACUCUAUCGUUGCCCCAGACACACCCAUUCAGUUUGACAUCAUUUCUCCAGUCAGUGAAGACCUAUCCAACCAAUCAAAGAAUUCAGGACAAGGUGCAAGACGGACAAACCCAUUUGGAGAAUCUGGUGAGACAAAAGCAGAGGAACCUGAAGAAUCCAUUCUUCAUCAGCUGUUUAUAGUGAGGUUUCUUGGUUCAAUGGAAGUCAAAACAGAUGAAAACUCAGACGUCAUUUAUGAAACAAUGCGUCAGAUCCUCGCAGCUCGGGCCAUCCACAACAUCUUCCGCAUGACAGAAUCCCACUUACUCGUCACCUGUGACUGUCUGAAGUUGAUUGAUCCACAGACUCAAGUCACACGGUUAAGGUUCCCAUUGCAAAAUGUGGUGCUCUGUGCAACGCACACAGAGAACAAACGCCUCUUUGGGUUUGUGUUGCGUACGGCAGGAAGCAGAACAGAAGGGCGAGCAGUCUCCGUCUGCUAUGUGUUUGAGUCAAACAACGAAGGAGAAAAGAUCUGUGAUUCUGUCGGACUGGCCAAACAGAUUGCUUUUCAUUCAGAAAUGGAUCGACGAGCCACAGAAAAGCAAAAGGAAAUUGACCGAGAAAAGGAAAGGCAAUUAAAGGAACUUGAUAAACAAAAACAGAUUGAGAAGGAUUUAGAAAAGCAAAGUCGCCUCAUCGCUGCUUCCAAUCGACCAAAUCCAGGUGAGGGACAGGUGCUCGUGCUGAGCAGCAGCCAAUCAGAAGACAGUGAUGCAGGGGACGAUGGGAAGAAGAAAAGAGAAUCAGAAGCCUGAGCUCGUGACAGUCAUUCGUCAAUCAACUCAGCAUAAAGUGAGGGCAGUUUAAAUAUAAAGUGAGGGCUGCAGAGUUUAAACAAAUUGGAUCGCCAUAAAAUUGAAUCUCAAAAAUAAGCUUUUGUAUGUUUUAGACAACUUAAACAUGAUCAAAAUGUUCAUAAAAUUGUGAAUUUCACUGAACUAUUUUCCUAACCUAUUAAUGUUUCCUUGUUUAAUAGUAGGCCUACCAGUAGUGAGGGAAAGAAUGGAAAAAACGGUUUUAAUAUCAGAUUAGAAUUAAUGCAUUAUUAUCUUUAUUCUUUUUAGUACAGGGCUAUCAUUUCUGGAUAAAGAGAAAGCAAACAUCUUUCCAUUAAUUCUAAAUGUUAUAUGCUUCAUCCUAACACAUGUGUCUAUAUUAUAUAUAACUAAAUUAGCAUGCCUAUCCUGCUUUAAUAUAGCAGACUGACCUGGUACAUAUCUUUGAUCAAACCACUUAUGCAUAAAGCAAAGCGUAUGUGUAUUUUAUAAAUAAAUUGUAUAAAAGGAAUUUCAAUUGCUGUAGCUACAUCAGUUAUCCAACUGAUUAGGCUGCAGUGCAAUAUAAACUGUCUCACUACAUGGUGGUUUAUGUGCGGCAAUAUCCUGACCAAUUAAUCAAACCAGAAGAAACUGAUUAACAAGUUGGCACUGAGUCACUAUGGGGUGUAUUGUAGCCUCUGGGGUUACCCAAGAACAGAAGAUGGGUGUUUGGCUCACUGCUCCUGCUCUGUCAUUUGUAUUAUACGACAGCUGUUUAUAUUUCUAAUACAGACACCCUUCUCCCCACUUCUUUCACUGCUUUACCUCCUAACUUUCCAACUAUCUUUUAACCACUUCAGUUGAUAUUGACUUUCUGUUCAGUGCCUUUCACAUUCUCCCUAUCUUUUGUAGGAAGAAACGUUUCUGCUUUAACUGAUUGAACACUAAUCUUAUUAUGUACUUUAUCAAAUUUGGUGACAGUGCAAUGAAUCAGGUUUCCAGUUAACUUUGUUUAUAGCAAAGCAUAAUAAAGACACAAAGUGAUGUGGUUUUAUUGGAGAUAUUUGCAACAUUUGUUUGUUACCAAAUGUACGCCACUUGUUGCAAUAAAGUCUUAACUCAUUUCCCAAAUACUGUGGAAACAUUGUUGAAUUUUAUAUAAAUGUAAUAGAACUUUUUUUUAUCAUUGAACAGCAUUGUACUUAUUGUGAAGUUGUUUUCCUAGUACCACUUUUACUUACACAUAAGUACAAUUAAGGCUUAAUUUAGACCCAAGUAUCUGUGGUGCUAAACUUGCUGAUUUAUUUCAAAAUAAAUUGUUUUGAUCAGAAAAGCAAGGUAGUAUUUUGCAUAUAUUACAAUAGAAGUGUUCAAUUGAAGGGAAGAACUUGAAGACCACUGAUCUUUGUUUAAUAAUAGUAUUUCCCUGAAAUCUUUUAAUCAACAGGUUUUUGUGAUAACUGCAAUUUUUUUUGAAUGAACACCCAUCUUAAUGCCACAACAUUGUUUAGAUCCAGGCAGCUUUCUUUAGUUCUUAAAUAAAUAGUACAUUACAGACAACACAGGGGUCUGAACUGCAAGGAAGAUGUAGGAGAAGUGGUUACAAAGAGAGGUUUUUAAAACCGGUUUUGAAAGAGAGAGAAUGAGAGUGACAGAGAAUUCCAUAAAAUGGGGACAAAGUGCCUGGACCUGAGCAGAAUAGCCUGAGUUUUGUCAACAUUUAGUCUGGUCAGAAUCCAAGUAGAAGAUUUCAACAGAAGGAAAAUGCAAGGAGGAAGAAUUUCAUUUUGUAUUUGAAACUUGGGAGGAACAAGAAGAGAUUCAGAAGAGCAAAAUAACAAUAAAUGGACAGAGGAUUAAUCUUUACCAGCUCAAAGCAUACGACCUUAAAAAGAAUGGGAUGGAGACAGAAUAUCAGAUUAUAUAUGGAGGAAAUGUGAAACUAAGUGUCCACAGAAUAACCAAUCUAUUUUAAGAAUUAAGAUUGUAAAUCUGGAAUUAAGUGUAAUGGUGUAAGGAACAGUGGAAUAAUGUACAUUGUAUUGUAAGGUAUGUUGCAUAUUGGAACUGUGGUGGCCUCAUCAUUCAGCUUCGGGAUUUUUUAAAAAACGACUCAUUCCACCAACUGGAUAUUUCUUUCCUACAACAUCCAAGUGAAAAUCUGAAACCAGUUUGGGUAAUUGCAAAUACGUGGGACCUGGUGAAAUUGGAUAAAUAACUCAUCACAGAAAUCUGACCUGGUUGUCAAAUGAGGAUACAAAGGGAAAUGGUUAAUUCAGGAAUAAAAUCAGUCUCAUCUCCACAUCUGUUUCGAGGUGUAAUAAAUUGAAGGAGCAUCUCUGUACAAUUCUGUUUUACUAGAGGUCGGAUAGCAAUUGACUAUUUAAAACAGUUACCAGUUAAGAACUUUAUUUUUAAUUGUUUAUCUUUAACUAUUUUUAAUCAUCGUGCUUAAUCUUUGUUUAAUUCUAUGCAAAUGUGUUUCUGAUUCUUGAAUAUAAUUUGAUUAACUAUACUGUAUUUCAAUUAUGUAAAAUGUAAGACUUGUAUAUACAAAUUAAUGUCCAAUCAACAAUAAAUAACUAUUGUGGAAAAUAA